This is a messenger RNA of Metarhizium brunneum ARSEF 3297, 1224 nucleotides long. NCBI's taxonomy places the organism in Eukaryota, Fungi, Ascomycota, Sordariomycetes, Hypocreales, Clavicipitaceae. The record is from RefSeq and is a predicted model, not a curated record.
AUGGCCUCGGGCUACUCGGCGGCCAACCAGCCGCGGCGCACGUCGCCCCCAUCGUCCUCGCCAUCACCACCACCGCCGCCAUCAUCAUCCUCAUCGCCAUCGCCAUCGCCACCAUCCGAUUCCUCCUCCGCCAGGGCCUCCCCCGAGCCCGUCCGCUGGUCGCGCCGCAGCUUCUCGCCGUCGCGCCGCCUCUCCAACGCCAUGCUGCGCGCCCGCUCGUCAAGCGCGCCCCGAACGCUCCUCCAGCGAGCUUGGAGGAAAUGUCUCGACUGGAGUCGCUGGCUCAUCCAGUACUACCUCAGCCUGUCGCUGCUGUACCGCGUCCUCGCCGUCCUCGGCUGCCUCCUCGGCUGGGCCCUCAUCGUCCUCACCAUUGUCUACUCGCACCGCUUCUUCAGCUGGCUGACGCCCGUUGCCAAGUCGUGGCGCGAGCUCCCCGGCGGCUGGCUCAUCGUCUUCGCCCUCAUAUUCGUCACCGCCUUUCCCCCGCUCAUCGGGUACUCGACCGCCAACACCAUCGCCGGUCUCGUGUACGGCUUCCCCAACGGGUGGCCCGUCGCCGCCGUGGCCUGCACGCUCGGCAGCCUCGCCGCCUUCCUCGCCAGCCGCACCGUCCUGAGCAGAUACGUCGACCGAAUGGUCGGCAAGGACCACCGCUUCAUCGCCCUGGGCCAGGUCCUGCGCCGAGACGGCAUCCUCUACCUGACCGCUAUCCGCUUCUGCCCGUUGCCCUUCAGCCUGAGCAACGGCUUCCUGGCCACAAUCCCAAGCAUAACCCCGCUGUCGUUUGCGAUUUCCACGGCUCUGUCAACGCAAGUUCCUCCGCUCCUCGUCCCCAAGCUGCUCAUCCACGUCUUCAUCGGCAGCCGCCUGGCCGUCCUCGCCGAAGAAGGCGACAAGAUGACCGCCGGCGACAAGGCCGUCAACUACAUCGGCAUGGCCGUCGGCGGCAUCAUCGGUCUAGCCGUCGGCCUCGCCAUCUACCGCCGCACCAUGGCUCGCGCUGCCGAACUCGCCCUCGAGGAGGGUCAGGACAUUGGCCAUGUUGAGCAAGGGAGCGGCCGCUACGACGACAUCGACGACACCGACGCCACGCUCUUGGACUCCGAGGACGCAGCGGCCAUCAUGUCAGGUGAUGACGUGUCGCUUUGGGGCGCGCAAGCAAACGCCUGGGGCACUUUUGACGACGACGACGACGACAGCAGCCGUAAGCCCAAUAGAUAA